Molecule: messenger RNA, 3330 nt
Organism: Centropristis striata (black sea bass)
Lineage: Eukaryota; Metazoa; Chordata; Actinopteri; Perciformes; Serranidae
Product: NACHT, LRR and PYD domains-containing protein 14-like
Exons: 9
Coding region: 139-3060 (973 amino acids)
Molecular function (GO): protein binding
Source: RefSeq, a predicted model, not a curated record
UGAACAGGUUAUCCAGGUGCAUGAGAACAGGGAGGGAACCAACACAAAGUGUUUACUCAGUUCAGACUUCAUUUUAAGUCAACACAGCAGGACGAGGAAAACUGAAGUGGCUGAGGCGGACUGACCUCAGAUCAGAAGAUGAGUGGUUGUGUGGAGGAAGAGGAGGACGGAGCAGAGUCUGUAGUAUCCGGCUGUCUGUCUGUGAAGAGUGACCGCUCCAAAGGUUAUCCUCUGAACUUCAAUAAUGAACCUGUACCCUCAGACACAAAAUUUCAGUCCAGAAAGAGAGCAGAGUCUGUAGUUUCUGGCUGUCAGUCUUUGAAGAGUGACUGGUCCAAAGAUUCUCCUCCAUACUUCAGUCCUGAACCUGGACCCUCAGACACAGAUGAUGAAUCAGGAUCCUCAGAUGGCCAGUCUGCUUCAUCAGGACACAACUCUGAUCCCAAGUGUGGUGAGAGAUCCAGAACAAGACCUGGACUGCAGACAGCCAGUCAGACCAGCACUGUGCAAGUGCCUGGUGGUCUGCAGGAGGUUUUAGAUGAACAUAAGAUCAGUCUGAGGAGGAGAUGUGAACGUGUGACUGAAGGAAGUGAUGCAACAGGAAGUGAACGUGUGACUGAAGGAAGUGAUGCAACAGGAAGUGGAACCCUCCUCAACAGGAUCUACACUGAGCUCUACAUCACAGAGGGACAGAGUGAAGAGGUUAAUACCCAACAUGAGGAGAGGCAGCUGGAGACAGCUUCCAAGAAGAAGACCGUCCACGACGCUCCAAUCGGGUGCCAGGACAUCUUUAAAGCCUUACCUGACCAACAGGGACCCAUCAGAGUGGUUCUGACGAACGGCGUCGCUGGCGUUGGAAAAACCUUCUCGGUGCAGAAGUUCAGUCUGGACUGGGCAGAGGGUUUGGAGAACCAAGAUGUCAGUGUGGUGGUUCUGCUUUCGUUCAGGGAGCUGAACUUGAUCAGAGAUGAGCAGUACAGUCUUCUGGAGCUGCUCCAUAUUUUCCAUCCAACAUUACAGAAGGUCCCAGCAGAGAAGCUCGCCGUCUCUAAACUUCUGUUCAUCUUUGACGGCCUGGAUGAAAGCAGACUUUCUCUGGAUUUCAACAACAAGGAGGUUGUGUCUGAUGUCACACAGAAGUCAUCGGUCAACGUGCUGCUGACAAACCUCAUCGAGGGGAAUCUGCUUCCCUCGGCUCUCGUCUGGAUAACUUCCCGACCCGCGGCGGCCAAUCAGAUCCCUCCUGCGUGUGUCGACAGGGUGACAGAAGUACGAGGCUUCACUGACGCCCAGAAGGAGGAGUACUUCAGGAGGAGGGUCAGUGAUGAAGAGCGCUCCAGCACAAUCAUCUCACACAUCCAGACAUCCAGGAGCCUCCACAUCAUGUGUCUGAUCCCAGUCUUCUGCUGGAUCACUGCUACAGUUCUGGACCACAUGUUGACUACAGAGCAGAGAGGAGAGCUGCCCAAGACCCUGACUGACCUGUACUCACACUUCCUGCUGGUUCAGACCAAGAAGAAGAAGCAGAAGUAUGAUGAGGGACGUGAGACGAGUCCACAGGAGCUGACGGAGGCUGACAGAGAAGUUCUUCUGAAGCUGGGGAGGCUGGCGUUUGAACAGCUGCAGGAAGGAAACAUCAUGUUCUACCAAGAAGACCUGGAGCGCUGUGGUCUCCAUGUCACAGAGGCCUCGGUGUACUCAGGAGUUUGCACAGAGAUCUUCAAAAGAGAGAGUGCGAUCUUCCAGAAAACAGUCUACUGCUUCGUUCAUCUGAGCGUUCAGGAGUUUCUGGCUGCAGUCUACAUGUUCCACUGUUACACCACCAGGAACACAGAGGUACUGAGGGCUUUUCUGGCAAAAAAAAACAAAAACCAUCAAAAUCGUUCUCAUGAAGUUGAUGACAAUGAUAAUGUUGAUGAUGUUGAUGAAGGUCAAUGUGAAGAACAAGACUACGAUGAAUAUUUAGAUUCUGAUGACGGCGACAAUGAUGAUUAUGGUGAAGAAAUCGAUUUUGAUGACCUUGAUACCUCCAGUGUUUCUGGUAAAUGUGACGAAAAUAACUCAUCCUUGAAAGUCUUUCUGGGUAGAGCCAUGGAGAAAUCCCUUGAAAGUAAAAAUGGCCACCUGGACCUGUUUGUCCGCUUCCUUCAUGGCCUCUCUCUGGAGUCCAACCAGAGACUGUUAGGAGGCCUGCUGGGUCAGACAGACAACAGUCCAGAAGUCAUCCAGAAAGCCAUCAACAACCUGAAGGAGAUGAACACUAAGGAGAUCUCUCCUGACAGAAGCAUCAACAUCUUCCACUGUCUGACGGAGAUGAACGACCUCUCAGUCCAUCAGGAGAUCCAAGAGUUCCUGAAGUCAGAGAACAGAUCAGAGAGGAAACUCUCUGAGAUCCACUGCUCAGCUCUGGCCUACAUGCUGCAGAUGUCAGAGGAGGUUCUGGAUGAGUUGAACCUGAAGGAGUACAACACAUCAGACCAGGGACGACAGAGACUGAUUCCAGCUGUGAGGAACUGCAGGAAAGCUGAACUUUCUGGCUGUGGACUCUCUGAGACUCACUGUGAAGUCAUGGCCUCAGCUCUGAAGUCCAACCCCUCCCAUCUGAGAGAGCUGGACCUGAGUGAAAACUACCUGUAUGAUUCAGGAGUGAAGUGUCUGUGUGCUGGACUGGAGAGUCCAAACUGCAGACUGGAGACUCUGAGAUUGAGUUACUGCUGGUUGUCAGAGAUCAGCUGUGCUUCUCUGGCCUCAGCUCUGAAGUCCAACCCCUCCCAUCUGAGAGAGCUGGAUCUUAGCAAAAACAACCAGCUGCAGGAUUCAGGAGUGAAGCUGCUGUGUGAUCUUCUGCAGAGUCCAAACUGCAGACUGGAGACUCUGAGAUUGAGUUGGUGCAGGUUGACAGAGAUCAGCUGUGCUUCUCUGGCCUCAGCUCUGAAGUCCAACCCCUCCCAUCUGAGAGAACUGGAGCUGAGAGAAAACUACAUGCAAGAUCGAGACAUGAAGCUGCUGUGUGAUCUGAGGGAGAGUCCACACUGCAGACUGGAGACUCUGAGGUGGUAGUGAUCUCCAGUAAAGUCCAGUCCAGCAUGUUCCCUGUGUUCCUCUGGAUCUCUGGAUCAGAGUAUCAUCAGAGUAUGUGGGCUGCUCUGCUGCUGCUCUGUCCUUCUACACCAUGGGUCUCAAACUCGAGGCCCGUGGGCCAAUUGUGGCCCUCGUGACGAUAUUUUGUGGCCCCCGCCUUGAUAUGAAAGUUUAAUGUGAGUUUUAUAUGAAUGGCACUUUACUGUGUUGUGUGUGGAAGGUCCCUUUAAUUACUUUUUUUGGGCAAUU